Molecule: messenger RNA, 1291 nt
Organism: Anastrepha obliqua
Lineage: Eukaryota; Metazoa; Arthropoda; Insecta; Diptera; Tephritidae
Exons: 3
Coding region: 392-1291 (299 amino acids)
Source: RefSeq, a predicted model, not a curated record
ACUUACAGAAUAAAUAAAUUAAUAAAAAUAGGUCAAUAAAUUGAAAUAUUGUAACCAAAUACGUGUGGUUUAUUAAUAAAUGUACAAAGUGUUAAAUUCUCAAAUUCAGAUUGGUUUGGAUUAGAAGUGGGAACUUUCCAGAUUUUUUCCAAUUCUUGUUGGCUUGGCGUUUUCAAGGUGAGUACAGUAUAUUUCUGUUGAAGUAUAAAUUAGAUAUAAAUAUAUCCCAUUUGCUAUACCUAUUUAACAUCUGGUAGGUAAAUAUUCACUUGGCAAAAACUCCUGGCAUUAGGAGCCAAACAGUGUGCUGCAUUUUUGGCAUAUUCCUAGGUGAGCAGAGUGCAUUCCGGUUUAGUACAGCAUAGGAAAGUAAGUGCAUCAGACAGGUAAAAUGAGUUAUGCGCUUUUGGGCUAUAGCAAAAGACAUUUUAAGCGGCUUGUAGCCAAAGAAUUGAAUGGUUUGAAAACUGUAGACGAGGAAGCCCCGAAAGAUUCAUCAAAUCGCUCUAAUUUAAGCAACGAUACGAAAAAUGUCGAAGUCAAUGGAAUUUCUGUUCCGGAAAAUCCAGAAUACGAGAGGAUUCUUAUGCCUUUAAUGCAACCGUCAUUCGAUAUUAUUUCGGGAUUUAAAGAAUGGAUGGUGAAGCAUAAAAUAAGGCGAGCUGCUGUUAAUGAUAUGCUUGUUUUGUGUAAAAAAUCUGGUCUUAAUGUCCCCAUUUCGACAAGUGGUCUUUUCGAGAAACAAGCGAUUUGUACGCGUCAAGUAAAACCUGGAGAAUAUUUUCAUUAUGGGUUAGAGCAGGGCAUUAAAAAAUGUUUACAGUUAGAAGUUCCUCUGGGUCAAAAUAUUUUAGAAUUAGAUAUUGGUAUAGAUGGGCUUCCUCUAUAUAAAAGUUCUUCGAAUUCCUUAUGGCCAAUUCUCGGAUCAGUAGCGAACCACACCAAUAUGUCUCCAUUUUUAAUUGGGAAAAAAAAACCUGAAGAUAUUAACGAUUUCCUAUUUGAUUUUGUUCAGGAAUUUUUGGUAUUACAGGAAAGAGGUAUUGAGCUGGGAUGCUCCACAGUGUUUAUUAAGCUACGAGCAAUUAUAUGCGAUGCUCCCGCUCGCGCUUUCGUUAGCGGAACAGUAGGUCAUACUUCUGCCAGUGGAUGUUCCAAGUGCACUCAACAGGCUAUGCAAAAAAGUGAAUGUUCCAAUUGCACACAACAAACUUUACAAAAAAAGAAGCGCUUGACAUAUAGCGUAACAGUUGAGAGCUUAAGAACGGACGACGACUUCAGGAAAAGUUAA